Vitis riparia (riverbank grape) is the source of this 762-nucleotide messenger RNA. Its product is annotated as pathogenesis-related protein PR-4-like. Gene Ontology annotation, molecular function: chitin binding; RNA nuclease activity. The transcript is spliced from 2 exons. Gene Ontology annotation, biological process: defense response to bacterium; defense response to fungus. Bases 27 to 620 code for a protein of 197 amino acids. Lineage: Eukaryota; Viridiplantae; Streptophyta; Magnoliopsida; Vitales; Vitaceae. The record is from RefSeq and is a predicted model, not a curated record.
GAUACACCAAAAAUCAUACAACCAAAAUGGAGGGGAAAAUCAUAUACAUGGUGGCGGUGCUGCUAUCUUUACUGGCUUGUGCCACAGCCCAACAGUGCGGCCGCCAGGCCGGUGGCCGGACUUGUGCCAACAACCUCUGCUGCAGUCAGUAUGGCUACUGCGGAACAACGGCUGAGUACUGUUCUCCAUCCCAAAGCUGUCAAAGUAACUGCCAAUCCGGCGGAGGUAGCAGUGGUGGCGGCGGCACAGGUGCUAGUGCAAGUAACGUGAGGGCUACUUACCAUUACUACAAUCCGGCGCAACAUGGAUGGGAUUUGAAUGCAGUGAGCGCCUACUGCGCCACUUGGGAUGCCAACAAGUCCUUGGCAUGGCGCAGCAAGUAUGGGUGGACUGCUUUUUGUGGACCUGCUGGCCCUACUGGCCAAGCUGCCUGUGGCAAGUGCUUGAAGGUCACAAAUACUGCCACGGGGACACAAGCAACAGUGAGAAUUGUGGAUCAAUGCAGCAAUGGAGGACUGGAUUUGGAUGUCGCAGUAUUCAACCAACUGGACACUAAUGGGGUUGGCUAUGCCCAAGGUCACCUUACAGUCAACUACCAGUUCGUGGACUGUGGUGAUUAAAUCACUACUCUUAUUAUUAGUAAGAGAUCUUUUCACCAAGAGAAAUAAACAUGAAGCGAAUAGCUUUGUGGAAUAUUUAAUAAAAUGAUGUCAAGUCUAAGCUUGACUUCAGCCUAAAUUUGCAAGAGACGUUGAAAAAUUA